Molecule: messenger RNA, 2913 nt
Organism: Phodopus roborovskii (desert hamster)
Lineage: Eukaryota; Metazoa; Chordata; Mammalia; Rodentia; Cricetidae
Gene: Taf4b
Product: TATA-box binding protein associated factor 4b
Exons: 15
Coding region: 238-2772 (844 amino acids)
Biological process (GO): DNA-templated transcription; transcription initiation at RNA polymerase II promoter
Cellular component (GO): transcription factor TFIID complex
Molecular function (GO): RNA polymerase II general transcription initiation factor activity; protein heterodimerization activity; DNA binding
Source: RefSeq, a predicted model, not a curated record
GGGAACCGAAGUGACGGCCCGAGGGAGCUGCCAGUCCGGGCGCUUGUGCGGCGGGACCGGGACCGGGCUGAGGCGCGCACGUGCGGGCGCCGCUGAGGGAGUGCCCGGCGGUCUCGCCGCCGGCCGGGCCCGGAGCGCGCCUGUGCCCCGCGAUGCUGCGGCGCCCGGACUGCGCCCGCCUCGCCUCGCCUGAGCUCCGGGAAGGGCAGCGCCGCUGCCGCUGAGCCCCCGGGGGGGAUGCCGGCGGGCCUCACGGAGCCGGCCGGCGCCGCCGCUCCGGUGGUCGCGGGCGCCUCGGGGGCCGUGACCAUGGCCCCCGCCGCCGCGCUGCCCGUGCGGGUGGAGAGCACCCCGGUGGCCCUGGGCCCUGUGACUACGGCUCCUGUCGGCGUCUGCGUGGAGUCCGGGGCGCCCCAGCCCCUGCCAUCCCCCGUGGGGACCCUAGUGACCAAAGUGGUCCCUGUCACCGCGCUUCCUAAACUCGGCGGCCCCAGGCUGCCCGCUCCUCAGAUAGUCACCGUGAAGACUCCCGGCACCACGACGAUCCAGCUGCCGGCGAAUUUGCAGCUGCCUCCAGGAACAGUUUUGAUCAAAAGUAACAGUGGUCAGUUGAUGCUGGUAUCUCCUCAGCAAGCUGUGACAGGAGCGAAGACCACAAGUAACUUAACUCCAAGGCCAGCAGUACCAGCAAACACUCAAACAGUCAAGAUCUGUACAGUGCCGAAUUCUAGCUCACAAUUAAUGAAACAAGUAGCAGUGGCUCCUGUUAAUAAUUUGACACAGAUGGGAACUACUGUGGUAACCACUGCCUCCAGUGGUUCUUCAGGACAAUCUGUGGCUGUACCUCCUGUCAAGCCAGUGAAUACUGUAACUAUCCUGAAGCCAUCAAGUUUGGGAGCAAUAUCUACACCCUCAAAUGAUUCCAAUCUCAAAGCAGAGACCUCAGUAGCUGCUCAGACUAAUCUUUCUCCGACAGUGCUGGAAAAUGUGAAAAAAUGCAAAAACUUCCUUUCAAUGUUAAUAAAACUAGCAUGUAGUGGAUCACAAUCCCCUGAAAUGGGACGGAAUGUGAGGAAGCUCGUGGAGCAACUUCUGGAUGCAGAAAUUGAAGCAGAAGAAUUUACUAGGAAACUAUAUAUUGAACUCAAGUCUGCACCUCAACCACAUCUUGUACCUUUUCUUAAGAAGAGUGUGGUUGCAUUACGACAGCUUCUCCCUAACUCCCAGAGCUUCAUUGAGAACUGUGUUCAGGAGAUCUCUAGUGAGGUGGUCGUUGCCUCUUGUACCACGACAGCAACGACUUCUCCUGUGGUGACAAGUACUGUUUCCCCAGUCCUUGUCUCUGGAGCAACAGCACCCAGAACUCUGUCUGUUCAGACUCUGAAUGCACUCUCUGGUCCAGGAGGAGCAAACACUGGAGUUGUGGCAUUGCACUCUGUGACUCCAGGUGCUGUAACAGGAGGUUCAACACCUGCAACUGUUUUGCUCCAGACUUCAAAACCUCUUACACCAUCAGUACCAAAUACAGUGACAGCAGUAUCCAUUCAUCCUGAGAAGCCAGUCGUGUCUGGGGCAGCAGUUACACUGGCCCUUCCAUCAGUAACUUUUGGAGAUACUUCAGCUGCACCCGUUUGUCUUCCGUCUGUGAAGCCUGCCAUUACCUCUGCUGGGACCAAACCUGAUAAACCCGUCAUUGGCACUCCGGUCCAGAUCAAGCUUGCACAGCCAGGCCCCCUUCUUCCACAGUCAGCUGGCAUUCCACAGGCCGUCCAAGUCAAGCAACUAGUAGUCCAACAGCCUUCAGGAGGCAAUACAAAACAGGUGACCACCAUUUCCCAUUCCUCGCCCUUGAUCACUCAGAAAUGUGGGACAAAGAUGCCAGUGAAUACUGUAGUGCCUACUACUCCCAUCAUAAAGCAAAUUACUCUGCCUGGAAAUAAACUUGUCUCACUUCAAGCUCAAACAUCUUCUAUUCAGAACAGUAAAAUAAAAGAGAAUGGAUCACCAUGCUUCAGAGGUGAAGAUGACAUCAAUGAUGUGACUUGCAUGGCAGAAGUCAACCUUGAUGAAGAAAACGCCUGCAUCUUAGCAACACAUUCUGAAUUUGUUGGCACACUCAUUCAGUCGUGUAAAGAAGAACCAUUUCUUUUCAUUGGAGCUCUACAAAAGAGAAUUUUAGACAUUGGUAAAAAGCAUAACAUUACGGAACUUAACUCUGAUGCUGUGAACUUGAUCUCCCAUGCAACACAGGAGAGAUUGCGAGGCCUGCUAGAGAAACUGACUACAAUUGCUCAGCAUCGAAUGACUGUUUACAAGGGAAGUGAAAAUUACAUCUUGUCUACUGACACCAGAUCACAGCUCAAAUUUCUUGAAAAGCUAGAUCAAUUGGAAAAACAGAGGAAGGAUCUAGAAGAAAGAGAGAUGUUACUUAGAGCAGCCAAGAGCCGUUCCAAUAAAGAAGAUCCAGAACAGCUGAGAUUAAAGCAGAAAGCCAAAGAGUUGCAGCAGUUGGAGCUCGCCCAGAUCCAAUACAGAGAUGCUAAUCUCACAGCUCUUGCAGCUAUUGGACCACGGAAGAAGAGACCACUAGAAGCAGCAAACGAGGGCCUCAAAGAUAACCCUUCUGCUUCUGGGACGUCCAGCCUAACAGCCACCAAAACAUUGCUUCGUCCAAGAAUCACAAGAAUCUGCCUCAGGGACUUGAUAUUCUGUAUGGAACAGGAAAGAGAAAUGAAGUAUUCUCGAGCUCUGUACCUUGCCCUUCUGAAGUGAUCACUGCAUCCAUGCAUCUGUCCAUCAAGACGCUCCCUGUUUACUGCCAAAGAAGAUAGAGAGAGCACUCUUGCCCUGUCCUGGAAUCUACUCUGGAAAAUAGUCACCAGUAUGGAAGACCUCUGUUUACACUGACAAGCU